UACUGACCUGUGUGAAUACGCGCUAAGCAUUGUGGGAAACGGACUAUUUCCAGCAUGGCACCCGUAAAUAUAAUGAACACGGAAGUGAACUAUAGUAUUUGAUUUUUAUCCAAAACAGACACCAUUUUACCGGCUUAGUUAUAAUAUAGUAUUGUAUGCAUUUUGUGCUUUAAAAGGAGACACUUGUUAAGCCAGUCCAUUAUUGUAAUAAUGAAUAUUAACUAAAUAUUCACUAAACACGUUGCAAUGGCUUCAGCAUCUACCCCGGUUAAAGUUGUGAGGCAUUGUUUCACGUGCAACAGCCAAACAAAAGGACGAUUAAGGAAUAUAAACAAUGUAGCUAUGAGGAAUAUAACGUUCAAGUCACAUUUUGAAGUUUUGGGGUGUGAUUUGGAGGAGGUAAACACGUCUAAAUUUGUUAUGUGUGAAUCGUGCCUGAAAACAUAAGUCUUGAUAAGAUAAAGUUUCUUCAAUGAAAUCGGUUCUGAAGACAAAUUUGAAUGAUUGUAAAUCAGUGCAUGAAAGGCAAAAGCGCAUGAUAUUACACUCUAUUUCGCCGACUGUCAAAAGAUUCGUACAGAACAGACUUACCCCAAUAAAGCCAAGAAAAAGUGUAAAGCAACUUUUUAGUGCAAAUCAUCCAGAGUCAGAUAAAGAAUGUUAUAGGAAAACAAGUACACUUAAAUUAGACUUGCCUAUUCCACCUGAUCAUUUAUACAGUGCAGCACCAACCACCACCUCCCAUGCUGAGCAUACAUACUCAGUGAAGGAACUUAAGGAUAAACCUAAUUCCGAGGAAAAUGUGUCAGUAUAUUUCUUACACAAGAAGAAACUCUUAAGUCCAUUGCCAAUCACUCAGGAGGCAAAAGAAAUCCUACAAGAAACUACUGAGAAUAUGAUCAAUGGAAAGACAAGUGCAGAAGAAAUGCUUGCAGCUAUUGUGGAAAUUCCUGUGAUACUUGAAAGACUCUGGCAAAUCAUUCUGAUGAAAUUAUCUUUUGAAAUGGACCAGCUAUGCAGAAAGACAGAGCCCAGUGUGCUGAGGUUAAAAGUGGGGGACAUUAAGCCUCAGACAUUCUGUCACCAAAUUUUGUUUGAAAUGCAUCAGAGGUGUCCCAGAGCUUUAGACUUCCUGAUGACUAUGGCCUGUCCUGUCCAUCUGGCCAUGCCUGAAGACAGUCGCAUUAUUGCUGGCAUGUAUGCCAUGGCUAUGUACGCGAGAAACAAUCAGCUUAUUGGAUUCCAGAAAUGCAUGGCUGCCUCUUGCAUAAGAUACAAUGCAGGAAAUGGGCUGCUUGGACUUCUGCACACUUUUGGCUUAAGCAUCCCCGAAAAGACCAAGUUGGUUAUGUUAGAUGACCUUGGCAAGAUAAAUGGAAGAGAAGUCACUACUGCUUUGAACCAAGGAAAGACGCUGAAGAUAACAGUGGAUAAUAUUGAUGGGAGAAUUAAAGCCAAUCAGAUUAGGUAUGGAAGUGGUAAUAGAGAUUACCAUUACACUCACUGGUCGGUUAUCAUAGACAGAUUGGACCCUAGAGACCUCGAAGGCCUCGGUACCCAACCUAAGGUAGUUCCUGCUAAAGGCCCAGACGCAACAACAUUCUUCUUGUCAAAGGAAGAAAAAACCUCAUUAAGAAAUUGCUACUCCUGGAUGGUGCAGAGGAUUCUGGUUGAAGAUGUACCAGCACUUUCAGCGUUCUCUUCAGUUGUUCCUACAGUGCUGAACCAUCAGUACAGAAAAGUAGUCGACAGACCUACAGAAGUGUAUCCAAUGUUUGUGAUUAUGAAAGACCCUAAAUCCUUGCCAAAUUGUGUCCAAAUAAUGGACACAAUGUUGGAGACUUUGAAGUCUUUUUAUACAUCUGCUGGAAGAGGGGAAGAAUUUGAGAAUAACACAACCAUUCCAUUGGGUGGUGACCAACUAACACGUGUUACAUUUGACUCAGCACGUCAUCUCAGGGCUGGUACUCACACUCGAAAUGAUCGUCUGGAACAGUUCACACCAGUCAUAGAGGAAUUGUUUCAUGUCCAGCAGGAUUUACUGGAGAAAAUCUUCAAGACAUUCUACAAGACAGAAACUGCCAGAAAGGCUGGCUCCCUAGCCAACUACAGAGCUGUUCUCCAUAGAACAAAUGUAAAUGGUGAUGUAAAAGCUAAUGGAUAUGAAGCCCACAAGGAUAUCCUCAUUACUGUUACGAGAGCUUUGUUAAUAAAACUGACAUGUGAAUCACUUCGGUUAGAAAAACCUGAUGACAUACAGGAAAUGUUACCGACUGACCAUCACGAAAUGACAGCAUCUAACAAAAGAAGAUGGUUUGAAAAAAAAGUCAGCCCAGUUGUUGAUAAGAUAGUGGGUACAUCCUCAGCACCACCGGCACCGGACAUGAAUGUCAUGAUACAGCACAAGGGUACUUUGUAUCAUGUCGCCAUUUCUGCAGAGAAUGCGGGAAAAACCAUCCAGCUCAAGCUAAACGGUGACAUCAUCCAGAUCAAUGUCCCUGCACAGAAAGAAAAUGUUCAAGAAGAAAUGGAAGAUGAUGUCCAAAAGUACAGCACUAGCAUUGUUCGGGUUGCUAUUGACUUUAUGGUGUUCUGUGAAGUGAUAAAGGCAGGAGAUAUAAACAUGAUAAGUAUCUUAAUGAAGCGAUUCAUUCCACUCUUCAUUGGAUUAUCCUCCUAAAAAUCGAAAUAUCCAAUAGAGUGUGUAGAUUUCAUCACUAAAACAGAAUGUCUUUUGUCGGAAUAUGAUAGCGUGCGAGUUAAACUUGGCCUGCUUGUUAAUCGUAAAGGCAAACCAGGAAAAAAUAAACCAGCCGAUAUGCAACAAGAAAACAACAUAAAGCUAGUUAAGCAUGUGAUUAGAGGACUUGGUGCUGGAAAAACAGACAAAGUAAUGAUGAGAGUUUCAAAGGCUGCACCAGUUGUCAGUGAGCUUGUGGCUGGUUUUGAAAGCAGCGGGGCUAAAAGAAAGAAAAGGAAAUCAAAAUCAUUGAAUGAAGACCUGUUUGUCCUAAGCACCAAACUUAGAGAACUAAGACCCUUCAAAGGAAACAGGAGUAGACAGAUGGAAUCCUUUAAUAAACUCUCAGCAAACAUCAUUGGAGAAGUGGAAAAGAAAAAGCUUCAGGAAUUUGUAAUCAGACACAGUAUUAGAGCUAUGAACAAACUUGAUCAUGUUGAUUAAUAUGGUGACUAUUAGCAUGGCUGUUUUUGGAGAAAACCCAAUGUAUUGUCAUAGCCAGCUCGCCGUGUCCGCCGUCCUUGUAAAGGUUUUUAACAUUGGCUCUAAAAUCAAAGUCCUUCCACCUACAACUUUGAAAUUGUAUAUGUAGAUGCACCUUGAUUAAUUCUACACGACACAUCCAUUUUUGGGUCACUAGAUCAAAGGUCAAGGUCAUGUGACCUUUAAAAAAUAUAAUCCGGCAAGCUUUCGCAGCCGAGCGUGGCACCCUUAUGCGGUGCUCUUGUUAAUAGAAUUAGGGUGUAAUGUAAGAUUUUUCCUCCAAUAUUUUGUAGGAGGAAGGGAUUUUCAGACGAAUUACUUUAUCAAAUAAAUGAUUGGCUAGUAAUAGUACAUGUAUGAUGUUUGUCAAAUGAUGCUGCUUAUCUCCUCUAAAUCACAGUCUCCAUAGCAACAUUAUUAUUAAUGUUAACAUUCUGUGAAGUCCUUGUGCUUGGGUGUUUCAUGAUACUUAAAUGCUCGUAAUUUAAUCACUUCAAAUGAUUUAUAUGUCAUAUCAAGAUAAAUGUUAUAUCACCACUUUAAUGAUUGAUUCAUUUCAUGAAUGCUUAUGUUUCUUGUAGUAUAAUAUUGUAUUAUCAUUUUUGGCAAACAUUCUGCAAGGUACAUACAUUUCAUAAAUGUUCACUUUUACAACUAUCUACAUGCAUGCAUAAUCUUUUUACAAUUUUUGUUAUAGUUUGUUGUCCAUGUGUAUUAUAGCGCAUUAUAAAAACAACAUUUGUGGACAUAAUAAAGUAUUCUACAGACAGCCUAGAGCAAAGAAAAUGCUGAUAUCUUUAUUUGCAAAUACAGUUCUUUAGGUCUGUCAUUCCAUGAAGUCUUUCUAUGUUUACAGUUUUACAAAUAUGAAAUACUGUAAAUCCGGGAGAUAUGGCAUUAAUAUAAUAUCUUCUUUGUGUGAAUAAAAUUAGCUUAACCCUUUCAGUGCGGGAACCAAAUUUUGAAGGCCUUUGCAAACAGUUUGGAUCCAGAUGAGACGCCACAGAACGUGGCGUCUCAUCAGGAUCCAAAAUUGUUUGCUAUUCUGAUAAUAUUCUUUGAAAAAAUUCAAAGAAAAUGCUAAUUUUAGAAAUUCAGCAGACGACAAUUAAGCAGACGACAAAUUUCCCAGCAUGCAAAGGGUUAAAUAUGAAGACCGUCAUUGCAUUCCAUUUUAGAGAUCUCGAGUUGUUUUUCUCAAGUAAAAGAUUCAAAUAUUUCAGAUUCCAAUACAGCAUCUUGAACAUACAUGAUGUAUAUCAUUUUUGAUUUAAUAUAAAUGUCUUAAAAUAUUGAAUAAAAAUGUAUGUAACUUAAGUAUGCAUGAGUUAACAGUGAUUGAAUUUCUUGGAAUUAUUAAAAUGUUUUAUCCAU
Molecule: messenger RNA, 4597 nt
Organism: Dreissena polymorpha
Lineage: Eukaryota; Metazoa; Mollusca; Bivalvia; Myida; Dreissenidae
Exons: 9
Coding region: 473-2680 (735 amino acids)
Source: RefSeq, a predicted model, not a curated record